Messenger RNA from Gymnodraco acuticeps, 941 nucleotides. RefSeq names its product tetraspanin-1. Lineage: Eukaryota; Metazoa; Chordata; Actinopteri; Perciformes; Bathydraconidae. The coding region runs from base 216 to 941 and encodes 241 amino acids. The record is from RefSeq and is a predicted model, not a curated record. Gene Ontology annotation, cellular component: membrane. The transcript has 9 exons.
CGAUGAGGCGCUUUGCAUGCCUGAUGAGACGUCACAGGGAAAUAACUCAUCUAGCUGGGCAAAACAAAGAAAUGGAGAGGAAGGGAAUGAGUGGGAAAGGGAGACCGAGCCGAGGAGUAGGAGAAGGUCAGCUUUCCUGAAACCAGGGACUUUAAAUGUGUUGAAAUUGGCUUUACUUUGGAUAUUAAGAAAGAUUACCACACUAAAGGAUUAUAAUGGGCUUCUUCACAUUCGUCAAAUUGAUGAUGGUCUUGUUCAACUUGCUUAUCUUUUUGGGUGGCUUGACCUUGCUGGCUAUGGGCAUCUGGGUGAGCGUGGAUGGGGGCUCCUUCCUCCAGCUGCUGGGGCCUUUCUCCAGCCAAGGCAUGCAGUUUGUCAACGUUGGCUUUUUCUGCAUUGCCAUCGGGGCCAUGCUGGUCCUGAUGGGGUUCCUGGGCUGCUGUGGGGCCCGCAAGGACAGCAAGUGUCUGCUUCUCACGUUCUUCUCCAUCAUCCUCAUCAUAUUCAUCGCUGAAGUGGCAGCUGGAGUCGUGGCGUUGGCAUACUCUUCAUUUGCUGAGGGGAUCAUCAGAGCGUGGGUGACCCCUGCUUUACAGAAAGACUACGGCAGCGAUCCUGUGGUCACAAAGAUCUGGAACACCACCAUGACAGAGCUGAAGUGCUGCGGUUUCAACAACUACACAGACUUUGUGGGCUCUAAGUUUGAAGAGGAGAACGGAGGUAGUCUACCCCCCACCUGCUGUUGGAUUUACAGCGCCCCCUGCAGCAGCAUCGAGGCAGAGCGCAGCGAUGUGCAGGGCUGUUUCAAACACAUCUUGAAGAUCCUCAAAGAGCAUGCCAACAUUGUGGGAGGCAUCGCUGCAGGAAUAGGAGUAUUGGAGAUUGCUGCCAUGAUAGUGGCCAUGUACCUGUACUGCCACCUCGACAACAGAAUCAGCUGA